ACGACCCGCUGCGAGAAGGGAACUUAUCCUCAUCUUCAUAUCUGACUUUAGCCUGUAUUUUCCGGACACUUUACAGCGGAGGACGAAUCUGAGGUCGUUUUCUAUUUUCUCUUUGGAAAUGAAGGACAUAUUCACCCCAGAUUAAAACGGAGAAGUGAAGUUACUUACUUUUACCCGCUGAUUUUUUUUUUUUUUUAAAUAACCGUCAGAGGAUAGUUUUUAUAGGGUCUGGUUUGUUUUUACGACUAACAACCGGAUUAUAACGUCUAAACCAUGGCCGAUAACAAGCACCCACAGGUUAUUUUUUGCAACGACUCGCCUAAAAGAGUUUUGGUGUCCGUUAUCAAAACCACGCCGAUCAAACCCAGAAAGGAGCAGGCUCUUACACCGACCAGCCCCGGCUUCAGCGACUUUAUGGUCUACCCGUGGAAGUGGGGGGAGAACGCCCACAAUGUGACCCUGAGCCCGGGCUCACUGAGCGGGGCUUCGUCUCCUACCGGGACCCAGACAGUCAGAGAGGCGGACACGGCUCCUUCACCUGACCAGAUGAAGGAUGGGAUCCGAAGAGGCCGUCCACGAGCUGACACCGUUCGAGAGCUGAUAAGUGAGGGGGAGACUUCAUCCAGCCGUAUUCGCUGCAACAUCUGCAACAGGGUGUUCCCCCGAGAGAAGUCUCUGCAGGCUCACAAGAGGACGCACACAGGAGAGAGGCCCUAUAUGUGUGACUAUCCAAACUGUGGCAAGGCUUUUGUCCAGAGUGGACAGCUGAAGACACACCAGAGACUGCACACUGGGGAAAAACCCUUUGUCUGCUCAGAGAAAGGAUGUGGCAACCGAUUCACACAUGCCAAUCGCCACUGCCCUAAGCAUCCUUUUUCCCGUCUGAAGAGAGAGGAACCAAAGGAAGACCCGGGGAAGGCCCAGUCAGUUGACAACAAGGCUGUGGCAGAGUGGCUGGCAAAGUAUUGGCAAACCCGUGAGCAGCGCGCCCCCACAACAACCAAGGUGAAACAGCAUGGCAAGGCCAGAGCCGAGGACCAGGAACAGCAAGAUCCCAUGGAAUUCCUCCAGUCCGAUGAAGAGAACGGAGAAGAUGAAGAGAUGGCAGAUGAGGAGAAAGGGAACCAGGGUGGAGCAGCAAAACGCCGUCUCCAAGAGCAACGAGAGCGUCUUCACGGCGCGCUGGCGCUCAUUGAGUUGGCCAACAACUUGUCCGCCUAAACACCGACCCACUACCUAAUCCUGGACUCCCCGUACCCUGUCCCUUCGUGUCUCCAUUCCCAACCUGCCUUCCUGCUAUAUGUGCUGUUGCUAGAGUCAUAAAUGCAGAUUUGUGGCUAGUUUAGCUGAUUGUAUCAAGCUGUAAAAUAGGGCUGAAUGAUAUGCAAAAAAAAAAAAAAAAAUCUUUAUUUUGACAGGAAUUAGGGAGAAUUGUUAAAAAAAAAGACUUUGUAGCAGUCUGCACUAAACAACCAACCAUGUGCUUCAUUUCUAAUGUCCAAUUGUGACAUUUGAUCCAGAAAAAACUGCAGCUACAUUUGGAUAUUGCACUUUGCCACCUUGCAAUUCAAUACUGUUAUGGUAAGUUGUUCAGCCCUAUUGUAAAAAUCAGUCUGAUGAGAAAGAGCUUCAUUGGCCUGAGCUCAGUUUUCAUACACAGCGUCAUCCGUUCCCCCCCCCCAGCACCAGGAAGGCACAAGCUAAAGCACCUUAUUCAGCUUCCAUUUUAUCCUUUUAGGCUGCUAUAAUUGUAGAUUUGACUAUAUGAAGAAUGUCUUUCUUUCUUCCGUCUUCUAAAGGCAAAGAAAGAAUAUCUUUUAUGGUUUAAAUUUUUGUUUGCACUUUGAUGGUAACGAGUUUUUUAAGUAUAUUAUGAGUGUAAGAGUGUGUGUGGAUGGCUGAUGUAUAUAUGGAUUAAGCUCAGAUGGACAGAUUGAUACAGGGUGUGCUCAAACAUAGGAUAUGGAAGUUGCAUUCUGAUUGUCAGGUGACCUCUGGUCAUGCUCCUGGAAGCACAAUUUUGCCACCACUGGUGACAGUAGUGGUGGCCGGAACGGACUGAGAAAGGUUCCAAUAGUUCUCUCACCUCGCCAGUACAGUUCCUCCCAAAAGCUCUGAAUAUAGGUGGAUUAAGGAGGACACAAGAAGAGUCUGUAGCUGGAUGAGGUUGAUAUGUGAUAUGGUCAUUCUAAUAUGGGAUUGAGAGGUGACCAUUGCAAGCCUAAUCCAGAAGUCUGGUUAAGCACAAGCUUUCCCGUAAAUCCAAACUCUAACAGCUUUUCCUCUUGUCGGUUUACUCAAAACUGCAUCGACUUCUGGACUAAAUUAUUCAUGUUUCACGGUGUUUGAAGGUGCAAAGUACCUUAACUGACAUACCACAAUUACAGUUUAUUUAGAAAAAAUACAAAACUCGCAGGCUGAAGGGUGUUUUCCCAACCAGACAGGAUGAUGGCGGUCAUCUUUUAUAUUAAAAGGUGGCAGGUCUGCUAUGGAUGCAGUCAUCUCAUUUCAAUGUUUUAAUUAUGAGAUAUUUAUUUCACUAUAUUUUUCUUUUGGCUAACAUUUUGUUUGGUCAUUUAAGGGCAGAGAUCUCAUCAGUAAAAACCAAGUUUUAAAAAACGUAUCAAAUCUGGUCAGUAUACAGUACAUCAAUCGAAUUCUGUAUCCUUUAGUUUAGGAUCCAGCACUUACAUCCUCUAUUAAAUCUUGGAUUAAGCUUGCAAUGCACUGAAGAUUAUUUUUGGCAUAUGUGUCCUGGGAAAUGGCACCUGUUUGCAUAAACUGUUGUGUGUAGUGCUGGAUGUUUGAUUUUGAAUUUGUUUUUAUAGCGACACUACAUCCUUCAACACUGUAUGACGCCUCUCAUAACUGCCCUGUUUCUGCUCGCUCUAACAGUGAUGUUUCAGUCUGUAGAUUAACAAAACUGCCCAUGUGAAGUUGAUGUGAAACUGGAAGGCAAGUUAAUUGUUGAUUAUCAAAACACCAAAUGAUUUAUUGUACCCAAUCAUAGUAUAUUUUGAAGUAUUUCUAACCCCUAGUUUCUUUUGUGGUUUGAGAAGAUUAUGGCAUUUAAUAUAUACACUUUGUGUUUGUUAGAGGAUUGAGUGUGCACAAUUUACCAAAAGCUUUUCAAGUUGAUUUCUAGUUUGGAUUUUUCCCCUUCUGCUAAUAUUUCCCAAUGGUUUUCAUUAUUUGCGCAUUUAUAGAUCAAUCCUGCUUGCUUAGUAGGCAUUUUGUUACACAUUUUACAGAUAAGUCUUCUCUGACAAGCUGUCCACACUGUUAUGUAAUUGGUCUUCAAUAAACAUUCACUGAACCU
Molecule: messenger RNA, 3319 nt
Organism: Sphaeramia orbicularis (orbiculate cardinalfish)
Lineage: Eukaryota; Metazoa; Chordata; Actinopteri; Kurtiformes; Apogonidae
Gene: znf367
Product: zinc finger protein 367
Exons: 5
Coding region: 274-1221 (315 amino acids)
Biological process (GO): regulation of transcription by RNA polymerase II
Cellular component (GO): transcription regulator complex; chromatin; PcG protein complex
Molecular function (GO): RNA polymerase II cis-regulatory region sequence-specific DNA binding; DNA-binding transcription factor activity, RNA polymerase II-specific
Source: RefSeq, a predicted model, not a curated record